AUGCCUCAGCUAGACGACUAUAUUAACAAGGACGGAGAUCCUUUGAUCACGGAUACCACAAGAUCCAUCUUGACGCAGUAUAGCAAGAUACCAGAGACGGAAUUGAUCGGUCAUAUCAGAGGCAUUCGUGACAAAGCUUGGGAGGUUUUCAACUAUCCUUGCAUUGGGUCUUAUAAUUUCCUGGACUUUAGUAUCCGAGACCACGCAAUCUAUGAAGAGGUGGUGAGACGAGUGAAGGAAGGUGCAACCCUUAUUGAUCUGGGAUGCUGUUUUGGCCAAGAUAUUCGCAAGUUGAUCGUAGAUGGCUGUCCAGCCGAGAAUCUCUUAGGCACGGAACUCGAACCUGCUUUUAUCAAUUUCGGCUAUGAUCUUUUCCGCGAUCGAGAAAGUCUCCAAGCCAGCACUUUCAAAACUGGCGACUUCUUCGACUCGGAGACGCCGUACAAUCUCCCCGAGCAGUCUUUCGAUUUCAUGCAUUCGGCAUCCUUCUUCCACUUGUUCACCUGGGAUGAGCAAUUGGAUGCCUUCUCACGUGGUAUUCGACUGUUGAAGCGGAAGCCUGGAUGUCUGAUUUUCGGUCGACAGGCGAUUAGGGACGUUGCUGGACCGUUUGAGGAAUUGAAGGUGCGAUCUGGGCCAAUGUUUAUGCAUAACGAAGAGUCCUUUCGCAAAUUUUUGGGAGAUGUGUCGAUGAAGACGGGRGUUCAGUUUGAUAUUGAUAUUCGUGUUUUGGACAAGGUUGGUCAGAGGGCCAUGGGGGUGUGGCAAGAUCUGCACUUUGUAUUGCGGACUGUGUAG
Molecule: messenger RNA, 798 nt
Organism: Ramularia collo-cygni
Lineage: Eukaryota; Fungi; Ascomycota; Dothideomycetes; Mycosphaerellales; Mycosphaerellaceae
Exons: 3
Coding region: 1-798 (265 amino acids)
Source: RefSeq, a predicted model, not a curated record